AUGGUGAAGGUGAAAGUGACGCUACCGAAGGUUCAAAACCAGGACAAGAAAAGGAUGUUGAAUCAGGAAAAGAACAAGAAAAGGGAGAAGGACAAACAGCUCCAAAGCCCGGAGGUAUGGUCCUUGAAUUAUUCAAGAAAUUACGGUAUACCAACAGAUGAAAAGACAGGCGCUCCUGCUGCGCCCGCUGUGGUAACACCUGAAAUGAAGGAAAUGCGGGAACGCAGAAGGCAGAGCCGAUUCAAAUCCGAUGAAAUCAAUGCCAAAAUUACCCUCGAUCAACUCAAGGAUGAAGACGGACAACCGCGAUUCAGUUCAGGGCGAUUCGGUGCUGUAUUCCUUCUGCCAGAGUCUUGUCAAAUCCAAAAAAUUCAAGGGAUCAAGGACGAGGAGGACGAUGUCCAGAGUCAGAGUGACUAA
Messenger RNA from Haemonchus placei, 420 nucleotides. The record is from the annotation of a GenBank genome assembly. Lineage: Eukaryota; Metazoa; Nematoda; Chromadorea; Rhabditida; Trichostrongylidae.